Messenger RNA from Hemicordylus capensis (graceful crag lizard), 5120 nucleotides. RefSeq names its product protein mono-ADP-ribosyltransferase TIPARP-like. The record is from RefSeq and is a predicted model, not a curated record. Lineage: Eukaryota; Metazoa; Chordata; Lepidosauria; Squamata; Cordylidae. The transcript is spliced from 7 exons. Gene Ontology annotation, molecular function: NAD+ poly-ADP-ribosyltransferase activity; metal ion binding. Bases 581 to 1945 code for a protein of 454 amino acids.
CACACACACACACCAUUACCCGAAGGCAGCGAGUUCCUAGCGAGACCGCAUGGCUCACCUUGAAACCCCGCCCCUGUCUGUGAUUCGAAAACAAGGCUGUCGAUCACCGGCCGAAGCCCGAUGCCUAGGAAGGCGGGAACGGAAGAAUGCGACAGUUUCCAUGGAGAACAGGGAAGCGAUUAGAACUUUCUGUCCCCGGUUAGUGAUUGGUUGGGCCAGCUGUAUCUACGUAACAGGAAGGAGGGCGCGUUUCCUGUGAACGCGGAGAGAGCGUGUUCUGUCUGUGUGGAGCCUUUUUCGGCGGAAGUUGGGACUAAAGGGGUGAUCUCUGGUUAGGGGCUCUCAUUCUCUCCUCUAAUUGCACAGUCAGGCGAUUGAGUGCCUGUCAGUUUGGAGGUGAAAACGGGGCCCAUCCACCAAUAAGGUGAAGCAAUAGUUGUUCACACACCUGAAAAGAUUGUGCUACUGUUGCUAUGGAAGCUCUAAACAAUGCUACAAACCAGCACUUUAAGAACACUCGGAAAGAAUGAAAAUGCAAUGAUUUAAGAGAAACUUCGUCUGGACUCUCAGAAAUAAAGGAAUGGCAGAAAGUCCAGAAUGCUCUCAGACAGAGCUAGGCCACAGCUCCUCACAGGAUGUGUUGCUGGGGUUUCCAAUCCUGAGGCCAUCGGGCACUGUGCCAUAUCAUGUGCACCAGAGGGAUGGAGUGCUGAUCUGCGACAAAUUCCUACUAGGGCAGUGCCCACUGGAGGAACAGUGUCCACAGCAUCACACCCCCUUCCCCUACCACUGGCAGUGGCAGAACUGGAAAGACUGUGUCUGGCUCAGUUUCAGCUUCUCGGCUCAACACCACUUGGAGAAGCUCUACUGUACCAAGACGUUCGUCUCGGCGCAUCUGAAGAACAGAACUGACGACCAUAAUAUCUUAAACUUUGAAACCCUGAAGCUCACACUUUUUUCAUCAUACAGACGAAUUCGGCGUCUGUCCAAUAGCAGUGACCCUCAAUGCAACCCCUACUUUCCUGCAGAGUGGGAGGUUUACUGGAUGGAAUUUGGGGAAUGGAUAAAAUACUCAAAGUCUGUUGCAGAGGAGCUUGUGUCUGCUUUUCAGCGGGGCAUGUGGAACCAUACCUUCCGUCUGAACGAUUGCCUCUACAAUGUGGAUCUCAAACGUUUGACCCAGUGCAACAUAAAAACAGGCUUCACCCGCCGCAUCAUGUUCCGACCAGUCUUGCGCUCGUGCGCUUAUAUUGCAUCUUAUUUGGAGUCCAUUGCGUCAUCUCACACAAAAACCAUCCAUGGGGAGGACCCUCAGAAUUUCUAUUGUGGGUCUUAUCCUGCUGCUGCAUUGAUCCCACCACCCCAAGAGGGCACUGCCUUUACAAUGGUAGAGAUUACUCUGGCAGAGAUGGCCUAUCAAACGGUGAGCCGUCUCUUCCAUGCCACAAUGUCGGAGAAGACAAUGUUAGUGCUGGCUAUCUAUCGCAUACGGAACGACCAUCUCUGGCAGGCGUAUGUGAGGCAGAAGGAGUUUAUGGCUCAACGUCGCUCGCUAGAGGACCCAAAACCCCUCGAGAGGCAUCUUUUCCACGGUACAGGUGCUGCCCACAUACAGUCUAUCUGCACUGUGAACUUUGAUCCCAACUUGGCAGGCUUGCAUGGCACAGUUUAUGGCAAAGGCUGCUAUUUUGCUAAGGAUGCGUCCUACUCGCACAACUAUGCUUCACCAGCCAAGGACCAUGUGCGCCACAUGUUCCUGACUAAGGUACUGACAGGGUCCUUGCAACUAGGCAGGCAGCAACGUAAGCAGGCUUCCGUUUGGUUUGAUUCUUGCACAAAUAAUGUUGACGACCCCAGCAUUUUUGUCAUCUUCAAGAGCUGCCAGUGCUACCCCUACUUCCUGAUCCGCUACAAGGCAGUAGACACGCCUGUGGCGGUUGACUAAUGAGUGGGGAGGCUCCUCCUUUACAUCUCGGCUGCUAAGACUGUCCUCCACGUCUAGCCUGGGUCUCACUAAAUUACCUCACUAGCCACAGGGCUAUCUGGAGUUCACUUCAUAUGCUGCUCUCGGGACAGAGGUUGGAAUCUUUUCUUCCUAUGGACUUCCUAUUGAGUCCCAUAUGCAUACACGGGUACAUGUGCACCGUACAAGCGUGUAUCAACCAGACCUCACAAAUCCACAUGUGUAUCAUGCACGGACGUGCCAUUCAGAGCCCACACAUCCUCACCCGUGUCUGUGCGCACCAGGUCAAUAUGAACCCUAAACAUGUGAACCUCCGAGAUAUGCAUGUUUUGCCAGCAGCUGCAUUCGUGUAGAGCAGUGCUUUCUCAAUGCAGUUGUGAGGUGGAUCACCCUGUGCACCUGCUGCCCAGCGUGGCUGCCAGAUUUUGGGUGAUGCUGUUCAUGAUCAGGUGCAAACGCAGUCACUGGGACAGGAGUCUCGGCAGCCACCACUGGAGCAAUGAGGUCAGGCAGUUAAUCAAAAUGAAGAUCAAGUACAACUGGCAGUAGCAUAGAAAGAAACAUUUAACUGUGGCAUUCCCCGUCACAUUAUUGUGAUGGGAGAAGCCACACUUGGCACAAAUUUGUGUUCCACUCUGAAAGGAACCAUCUUAGGAACUGAAGCUGACAACCAUAAAGGGAAAUGAGGAUCCAUGUAGCCCUCUCCUACCCAUGUUUACACAGUUUUGAAUGGACUUGCUCCUCGGAUUGUAGCCUUAGGGAUUUUCCUUUCUCUAUUAAAGGUCAUAGUGUUUGCGGGGGUGGGGGGAAGCCCCCACCUCCUGAGUAUGAUGUGGGGAGAGUAUUCAAAUGGGUCUCUGGGGGACCCUGACUGUUGGUGGGGGGAAGUGUCUGGCUUAGGAAUAACUGCCACUGAAGCCUGUCAGCCAGUUGCACAGGAAGUUAGGAAGGCGGAUGCCUUGCAAGGAGCUGAUAACUCAACCCAAGGCUCCUUCCUGGCCCUGCCAGCUGCCUCCCCUCCUCCUCUGUUGGUUUCAUAAUAUCCCGCAGACUGUGGGGAGUGGCCUCAGUGGCUAGAGAGGGUUGGACUGGGGCCUCUUCCAGGUGCUGCUUUGGCCUUGUAUGGCCUCUUUAGGCCGUUCCUGUCUCCUUGUGUGGCCGCAAGGGCUUGGUCUGAAUUUGGUCUGGUGUGUGUUGCAGGAAUGAGUCAAGAAACAAGAGUGCCUCUCAGCAGGUAGAAAGUGCUCCCCACAUGGAGGAUGUCCAUACCCUGAAUAUCUGCCAAGACAGGAAGGAACCUUCCAGGGGGAAAAGUGGCAGCCCUACUCAUGAGGCAUCAGUUGGAUGUCCAUGCAGUAUACUUUCAAAUGUGGAUUCCUCCCAACCCAUAGUAUCACACCGCUGCCAGAGUCACCCCACCUCUGGGUGUUUUCUGAUGACCUGUUGUCCUAAAAUGUGGGCCUGAUGCCCCCUGACAAGGACAGCCCUCCGCUCUGGAUGAUAUGGGCCCAAAUUCCUUGACUUUGUGCAGAGACGUCUACAGGGACUCUCCAGAAAUAGGUCCAGCCCCUGAGGGUUUUGAGUUGUCCAUAUGGCAGAAAGAGACGGGAGGAGCCGCAGAAACCACAGUAACUGCCUUCCUGUGGUGGGCAGUGUUGAGAGAUGUGACUCUGGCUGGCGGAGCAGGGUGGGAAAAGGACCCAGAAUGGGAGGCCUGCAUUCCAGGCCUUGGUUUCCCCCCUUCUCUGCUCAUGGCAAGCAGGCUGCAGACAUUUUGACGCAGUGUUGCUAUCCCGACCACGCAGCCUACCCAUCCUCUGACUACAGCUGCGUCAUAAAUGUGCAGCCUGAUAAAGGAGGCAACCUACAAAACAGGUGUUAUGGGUGGCUGCCAUCCAACGGUGGCUACGUACAGCAUGUUGUAGGCAUUGCUAGCAUGGCAUUACAUGGUGCAAAACAGUGUUUGACGACUUCCAAGCUCCUUUUCUGUUUAAAACAACUAUAAAAAGCAAUAAUGCAUUUGUUAUAUGUAUUUUUUUACAACUAUAAACAGCGAUAAUGCAAUUUGUUAUAUCUAUGUGUCAACCACCAUGACCUCUUCAAGAAUACCAGGGAAUUAAGCCAUGCAUAAUGGUUUUAAUUCCAUCUUGACUGGGCUGCACACAUUCUUUGGAGAGGAGAGUGUGUUUGUUAUUCAGCUUCGGCAAUGCGAUGACCAGAGUGCCAGUCUGAGCCUACAAUCCCGUGAGCACUUUACUGCUUCUGAGUAAACAUACAUAGGAUUGGGCUGCAUGAAUCACUGCGCUAGAUUACUGCGUUAAUAUUCCUAUGCAAAGUACGCAUUCAGGAUAUGUUAAUAUGUAUUCCUUGUGCGAUUUAUCUUCUGCUGCAUUUGUGCUAUUGCAGCAUUCCUGCAUUACUGAUGCAAUACUUGAUUUUUUUUUUGAUUUUUUUUUUUACUCUUAUACUCUGUGUCCUGUUCUUUAACCAGUUACUGAUCUGUGUUAGGACAGGUCCUCUUAUCCCAUGACUUCUGAAAUGUGUUCAUAAACUUUCAGUUAGUUAUUUUGCCAAAACCCUUUUAGAAGUGUAAAUAUAUCACCCCUAUCUACAUUGGGGGGGGGAGGGGGGCAUUCAAAUAAUUCAAAUAUUUGGUUAGACAGGAUUUCCCUUUUACAGAAGCCAUGCUGAUUUGUUAUCAGCAAGUCUUGUUCUUUUAACAGUCUAGUCUUAAGAAAACACCUUGCACUAUUUUACCAGGGACAGAAGGUACCUUGAUGAGUUUCAUGAGUCCUUUUUAAAAAACUGCUUACUUUCUUAAACUAUGCUGCCUUCUGGUCCUUCAAUCAAAAGGCUAAAUUAAGUUAUGUUAUUUAUUAUGCUAGAAGUUUAACAAUUGUACAUUUGAGUUCUUUAAGAAGACGAUUAAGAAUGUUUAAAAUGCCUAUCUUCUCAACAUAUUGGGGAGAUGUUGUUUGUAUUUCUCUGUUGCACUGCAGAUUCCAUUAUAAUAUGGUGAAUCCUGCCUGACGGAGGUUGAGGUGAGUUAUACCUAAAGUGCCUCUAGUGGUUUUGUAUGUGUCAAUCAAUGGAAGCAUAUUUUAUGAGAAGCAGAAUAAAUUAUGCAAAAUAAAAGUGAUUGUAUUAUUUUCUUGAU